Theobroma cacao (cacao) is the source of this 2447-nucleotide messenger RNA. The record is from RefSeq and is a predicted model, not a curated record. Lineage: Eukaryota; Viridiplantae; Streptophyta; Magnoliopsida; Malvales; Malvaceae.
AGAAAUUUUAUCUCCUUUUAUAAACUAAUAAUUUUCAAAUUUGCAUUUCAUCAAACAAUUCGCGCCGAACUAGUGCUCUCAAAAUCGACUGAAAAAGGAAUUGUAGUAGAAGAAACAAAUGGUUCUCGUCUGUUUCUUGCUGGAUCUAUGUAGCCUCUCGUCUCCAUUGCUCAGAGACCUAAAGCAGUCACUGUUACAGCUGGCUAAUCUCUACACUGUUUCGUGGAAUUGGAGGAAUAAAUCGGAUUCACUCGGAGAUCGAAUUGGUUUGUGCUACGUCAUCAAAAAUCGCAUUUCUUCUUCGGACGAGCUAAAGGUGGCGUAUAGUCCAAGAGUAGACUUCAGUCUUCGUGAUUUCCACCACGCUGUGAAUAGUUUGCCAACCGAUUCGUUUUUCCCUGAGAUCAACGAUUCUGGAUCUCUCUCUUGCCACGCUAUGAAACUUGCAAGUGUCUUGAGUGAUCAAGUUUUGUAUUCGUGGGGAGGAAAAGAUAUCGUGCGGAAAGUGAUUGUCUUGAGUUCAUUUUUACCUGAAAAUAUAGACUCUGCCUUGAAAGAGACUCUUAUGGAUGCAGCAGAUAAAUGUGUUUCAGUCGAGUUCGUUUUGCUUGAGCAAAGAUCAAACCAUCUCAGUGAUAUAAGAGAUAAUAUAAACAGUUUUGCCAGAUGUAUUUCUGAUCUUGACAACUGCUCCUUUCAAUCCUACCUUCCAGAGGUCAAAGUAUUUCAUGGCCUGGUGAAACAGUGGCUACAAGAUCUAAGGGACGAUACGGAAGAGCCGUUGCAAGCUCGUUUUAUCUUUAAUAGUAACCUUGCUGGUUCUUUGAAGCAGAUAUCCUGCAACUUAUCUGCUUCUGUCAAUCAUAUAAUUGACGGAUUCAACCCUUGUAAGACAUGUAGGUGCCAUGGUGUUCCAUUGUGCAAUGCAGAAAAAAGUAGGAUUGAAGGGCCUUCCUGUGCAGUAACUUUCCAUGAUCUUGGAGCAAUUGAUGUGAUUGACAAUUCUGUGAAGGUUGGCGAAAACACAAUCCUGUUUAUGCCCUCUUUCCAGAGCUCUAUGAAACUCCAACAGGUUUCUUCACCUGUUGACUUCAAUAUAAUAGAGCGGACCAACCUGGGGUCUCUAAGUGAAGGAGUUAUAUUUGGGAAUCCCUAUUUUGUAACUCCAUCGGCUUCUCCCGAGAUAGAAGCUGCUUCAGAUGAAAUGGAUCAGUUAGAAUUGAAUUUUCAACUUUUCAAAGGGCUUUGCAGCGCUCUACAGUCAUUGGACCAAGGCUUGGUAUGCUCUUCAAAUUGCAAUAUAGAAAGUAUGAGGGAGGCAACAUUCCAUUGCUAUUACAUUCUUCAACCUUCAGAUAAUGGGCCAAUGCUUCUCAGGCGCCUUGCAGGAUCAGAGGAAGUCUUGCCCUUUUCUGAUGUCAAUCAAUUCAUUGAUCAUUCAGUGCCUAAAGAGAUUGAGAUUUCCAUUCAAUCCUCCUUAUUCAAGUUGGACUCAAGAGACUACAAUCCAGUCCUGUAUGAAAGAGGUUUCCAUCAAAAACUUAACUUGCUUGUAAAAGAGAGCUUACAAUUCGGGUAACCAUACUCACCAUCUGCUUCCGACUUUCCAAAUGCAAACCCAUUAAAAACAAUUUAAUGUACAUGCUUUUUUUCCCCAUGUUGUGAAGUCAAUAAAUCUUUUCUAACAACCUCAGAGUUGAAGAUGAGUACUUAUCAAGGCCUAUUAAUGGCUAAAGAUCUUUUCUGCAAACAUCUCAGAUCAUAAAGUUCAGAAAGAAUAGAGUCAUAUGUUGGUAUGGUUUUGUUAACAAGUAGAGGAAAAAGAGGUAGGAUUGUUGACAGACUCAGAUAAGUGGGAUUUUUUGUCCUUUUUUCUAAACUUAUUCGUAGAUUAGUGGAAUUUUUACUUCUUGUCAUCUGUAAGUAAUGAAUCCAGUCUAUAUCCAUUAAGUUGUGAAGUGAUAUCAAUUUAAAGAUAGUUGAUUGCCAUAUAUACAUAAGCAACUAUCACAUUAUUUAAAUUUUAGUUGAUCUCUAUUUUAGAGCAUUGUAUAAUUAUCUAGGAUUUCAUAAUAUAUUGCAAAAUGCUAUUUCUCAUAACCUGGCUGCAUUUUCAUCACCCCCAUUGUAGAUCAGCCUUCUGCCCGGGAUGCUACUUGAAAAACACGAAAGUAAUUUUUUGAGUAUGUUCGUAUUGCUGACUGCUGUUAUUGUUGGACUAUUCCAAUCGUUGCUUUAUUAUUACAUUUUAACUCCAUAAAAUGAACUGAUUCCUUCAUUCUCAUGAGUUUAAAACUCAGCGUUUUGGACUCAUCAUGUCAGCAUCGACGUGCAGACUGAAUGGUAAAUGUUGAAUGCCGUUUUGAUAUUUGCUUCCUUGAUGACAUGAAUAAUAUAUUCCAGGUCUGUACCUCCAAAUACGAAUGAGGCAACAUCUGAACUAUACA